UCCGAGAGAAACAGGAGAAUCCCGGCCAACUCUCUCUCUCCCUCUCUCGAUCUCGUACAGGGUAACAUCAAGAGAAGAUGUGUUUCGAUGAAUCAGCAAUGAAGAUGGCGAAAUCCUCCUUCCUCAGCAAAAGCUCCUCGCAGUUUCUCCUCGCUGCUCCGGUUGACAGUACUAGAAGUACUAAAUGCUGUACUGACAAAGCAGCCAAGUUUGAGCUGGUGGAUUACGAUUCUCUUCCCGAGUUCCUGAAGCACAACCAGUUCAUCAUCAACUACUACCGCUCUGAAUGGCCUCUGAAGCAAACACUACUCAGCAUCUUCUCCAUACACAAUGAGACUCUUAACAUCUGGACGCAUCUGAUUGGUUUCUUCAUCUUCCUCAUCCUCGCCGGCUAUGCCGCAUCCGUCUUCCCAGUUGACAGCAACGCUUAUCCCCUGUUCCAACUCAAUACUUUAGGGAUUUCAUCAAACGGCUUCUAUAUCCAUAUAUCAAAUCAAACAACAGAGACAGCUAAUUUGGAGCCAGUGGGAUCUGUAGUUUCCCGUUGGCCGUUCUACCUCUACCUCGCCGGCGCCAUGUUCUGCCUGCUGAUGAGCAGCGCCUGCCACCUCCUCUCCUGCCACUGCUCGAGAACAAGUUACAUCAUGCUCCGACUCGAUUUUGCCGGAAUCUCGGGCCUCAUCGUGUCUUCCUACUACCCAAUCGUCUACUACAGCUUCACCUGCAGUCCUUUAAUCCGCGACCUCUACCUAGCCUUGUUCACGACCUUCGGUCUCGUUACCGUCGUCAUAUCGCUCAUGCCGGUGUUCGAUUCCCCGCAGUUCCGGCCGGUCAGGGCGGUUCUGUUCGCUUCCAUAGCGGCGUCAGUGGUGGUGCCAAUCGCCCACAAGAUGAUAGCUUUUGGGGACCGGCCGGAGGCGGUGCUGACGACGAGAUAUGAGGCUGUGAUGAUGCUGUGUUAUGGGGUAGGGGUGGUGGUCUACGCGGCGAGAGUACCAGAGAGGUGGCUGCCGGGGAAGUUCGACCUCGCCGGACAUAGCCAUCAGCUGUUUCAUGUGCUGGUGGUUGCAGGGGCUUACACGCACUAUCUAGCGAGUGUGGUGUAUCUUCAAUGGAGAGAGGCCGAAGGAUGUUAGCUAAGUUUGAUUUCAGGACCUUCGCUGCAGCCUUCCAAAAUGGACUGCGCCAACAAAUUGGAGAAGAAAUACUUUUGUAUAACAAAUUUAAAAAAUAAGUGCUAAGGAGACAAAUAAAAAAUAUUUUUGUCCGCAUUAAUUAUA
This is a messenger RNA of Dendrobium catenatum, 1280 nucleotides long. Its product is annotated as heptahelical transmembrane protein ADIPOR3. Gene Ontology annotation, molecular function: signaling receptor activity. NCBI's taxonomy places the organism in Eukaryota, Viridiplantae, Streptophyta, Magnoliopsida, Asparagales, Orchidaceae. Gene Ontology annotation, cellular component: membrane. The transcript has 2 exons. The record is from RefSeq and is a predicted model, not a curated record. The coding region runs from base 78 to 1136 and encodes 352 amino acids.